AUGGCUGAAUACUUCCAAGAAAGAACUCAGCAGCAGCCUGAGAAUCCAUUCGCGGAUCUGAUUCCGGAUCAACAAAUCGCCAUUGUACCAAGUUUUACCCUAGAGUCUGGUGUCACCCUGCAUAAUGUGCCAGUGGCGUACACGACACGGGGGAAGCUGUCUGCAGACGCAGAUAACGUCAUGGUCAUCUGCCAUGCGCUCACUGGCUCUGCCGAUGUCAGCGACUGGUGGGGACCACUCAUUGGCGGCCCUGGCCGAGCCUUUGACACCUCGCGGUUCUUCGUGGUCUGUAUGAACAGCCUGGGUAGCCCUUAUGGUACGGCGAGCCCCGUGACUGCCAAGGAUGGCGACCCGAAAAACGAAAGAUAUGGGCCCGAGUUUCCCUUGACUACCAUUCGGGAUGAUGUAAACCUGCACAAAUUACUUCUGGACGAUCUGGGAGUACGUCAAGUAGCUGUGGUCAUUGGCGGUUCUAUGGGCGGCAUGCUCGUCCUUGAAUGGGCAUAUUUCGGCAAAGACUACGUUCGGAGCAUCGUGCCUAUUGCCACAUCUGGCCAGCAUAGCGCUUGGGGUAUUAGCUGGGGUGAGGCGCAACGACAAAGCAUCUAUGCAGACCCCAAGUACGAGGACGGCUACUACUCCUUUUCCGAUCCGCCGUCGGCGGGACUGGGAGCAGCCCGCAUGUCUGCUCUUCUGACUUACCGCAGUCGGAACUCAUUUGAGGCUCGCUUUGGUCGCAACAUCCCGGACCCAGCUAGGCGCCAGACUAUCCGGGAAAGGCCACGUCCGAGCACUCCAUCCGAGGCUCACUUCCACAUCCACAAUGAUGGACACAAGACAACACGGUUGUCCAGAACCAACAGCCAUGCCGAAAAGCCGACGACCGAACCGGCUGCUGUUGGCCCGAAUGAUGUAGACGGCCAGUCACUUGACCCGCAGUUCUCUGGCCCUAAGACGGCGAGCCUGACCGGUGGUGACUCCUUGCCAACCUCAACCUACUUCUCCGCACAGUCCUACCUUCGUUAUCAGGGAGCGAAGUUUGUGAAACGCUUUGAUGGGAACUGUUAUAUCGCCAUAACGCGGAAGUUGGACACGCAUGACGUGUCGCGAUACCGGGCUGACAGCAUUGCCGAGGCGCUCGGUCUCAUUGAACAGCCCACCCUGGUGCUUGGAAUCGAAAGUGACGGACUCUUCACCUUUGCUGAGCAACAAGAGUUGGCGCAGUAUAUCAAGAACGCAAAGCUGGAAAAGAUCGAUAGCCAAGAAGGUCAUGAUGCCUUCCUGCUGCAGUUCGAGCAGGUGAACCGGUACAUCCUGGACUUUCUGAACGAGAACCUGCCCGACAUCAUGGCUAAGGGGGGCGAACACGUGGAGGCAGCAAGCGUGGGCCAGUUGACGAAGACUAGUACGUUUGGAGAGGCCGAGGUCGACGAUAUCACAGCAUGGUAG
Messenger RNA from Anthostomella pinea, 1449 nucleotides. The record is from the annotation of a GenBank genome assembly. Lineage: Eukaryota; Fungi; Ascomycota; Sordariomycetes; Xylariales; Xylariaceae.